AUGGCGGGAUCAUUACCUGGGGAAUCUUCACAUUAUGGGAAUUCCGAGAGCGGGCCAUCUAGGAGUUCUCAAGAGAGACCAGAGGAAGGGGAUCGUUGGUAUUUUUCAAGGAAAGAAAUAGAAGAGAAUUCCCCGUCAAGAAGAGAUAAUAUUGACUUGAAGAAAGAGACGUAUCUACGGAAAUCCUAUUGCACAUUUUUGCAGGAUCUCGGCAUGAGAUUGAAAGUAGAAGCUGACAGCAGCAUUCACAAGCCCCAGGUAACCAUAGCCACAGCAAUAAUAUUCUGUCACAGAUUCUUCAUUCGUCAAUCACAUGCGAAGAAUGACAGAAGGACCAUAGCAACUGUUUGUAUGUUCCUUGCUGGGAAAGUGGAAGAGACUCCUCGGCCACUAAAGGAUGUUAUUCUAGUUUCAUACGAGAUAAUGCAUAAAAAAGAUCCUGCUGCAGCCCAGAGGAUCAAACAAAAGGAAGUAUAUGAGCAACAGAAAGAGCUUAUUCUACUUGGGGAGAGGGUUGUACUUGCCACUUUGGGUUUUGACCUGAAUGUUCAUCACCCUUACAAACCACUAGUUGAAGCAAUAAAGAAAUUUAAGGUUGCACAAAAUGCCCUUGCUCAAGUGGCAUGGAAUUUUGUUAACGACGGGCUGAGGACUUCGCUCUGCCUGCAAUUUAAGCCCCAUCACAUUGCGGCAGGUGCCAUUUUCCUUGCUGCCAAGUUCCUCAAAGUGAAGCUUCCAUCGGAUGGCGAGAAGGUCUGGUGGCAAGAAUUUGAUGUCACCCCACGCCAAUUGGAGGGUUGGUAUCCUCCUCUUGAUAUUGUUGUAAGACUUGUAUGGAUUCAAUUGGACAGUCUUCAAAUAGCCCUGUGA
Dovyalis caffra is the source of this 870-nucleotide messenger RNA. The record is from the annotation of a GenBank genome assembly. NCBI's taxonomy places the organism in Eukaryota, Viridiplantae, Streptophyta, Magnoliopsida, Malpighiales, Salicaceae.